Leptinotarsa decemlineata (Colorado potato beetle) is the source of this 2608-nucleotide messenger RNA. It is a transcript of the gene osy, whose product is annotated as ABC transporter oskyddad. The record is from RefSeq and is a predicted model, not a curated record. NCBI's taxonomy places the organism in Eukaryota, Metazoa, Arthropoda, Insecta, Coleoptera, Chrysomelidae. Gene Ontology annotation, cellular component: membrane. Gene Ontology annotation, molecular function: ATP binding; ATP hydrolysis activity; ABC-type transporter activity.
UUCAUUCCCCACGCCAUUAACGUCAUCGUAGUUCGCGCUCAACUCAAAUCGAAAAUUUCAGGCCAAAAAGUACGAUACAUUCGCGGACCGUGCUGUAACGAGGUGUUACUUGUGGUUGUGUCAAAUGUUUAUAUAGUGCAAAAGCGAUUCAUACCGAAGGAUACCAUUUCCUUGCCUACUAUAGUUUUUGCUUUUGAAAAUUUACUACCCACUUCAAAAUGACGGAGGGUCCGAGCGACCUCGAGCUGCGUAGGAGACAAUUCAAAGGCCAAAUGUCAACAGUACACACCCGAAGACAACAGGCUGUGUGUGUGAGGAGGGCUUACAAAAGAUAUGGAACGAAAAACAAUCCCUGUGUUAUUUUGGAUGGUUUGAACAUGACCGUACCAAAGGGAUGUAUAUAUGGGCUACUUGGUGCAAGUGGAUGUGGCAAAACUACGUUGCUCAAUUGUAUAGUGGGAAGAAAAAGGCUCAACGCUGGUGAGUUAUGGGUUCUUGGAGGAACACCGGGAUCAAAAGGCAGCGGAGUUCCUGGACCAAGAGUUGGUUACAUGCCACAGGAAAUAGCUCUCUAUGGUGAAUUUACCAUCAGGGAAACACUGAAAUACUUUGGAUGGAUAUCUAACAUGACCACCAACGAAGUAGAAGCAAAAGUUGACUUUUUCAUCAAUUUUCUCAUGUUGCCUGAUGCUGAUAGACAAGUAAAAAAUCUCAGUGGUGGACAACAGAGGAGAGUUUCUCUAGCUGCUACACUAUUGCAUGAACCAGAGCUUCUCAUUUUAGACGAACCAACUGUUGGAGUCGAUCCUCUUCUAAGAACGAACAUCUGGAAUCACCUUGUAGAAAUAACAAAGCACGGAAGAACUACUGUGAUCAUUACCACACAUUACAUCGAUGAAACUAGACAGGCUCACUUGAUUGGACUCAUGCGUGGGGGUUACUUUUUGGCAGAAGAGUCUCCAGAACGACUAAUUUCUCAAUUCAGUGCCGAAAGCUUGGAGGAUGUAUUUCUUAAACUUAGUGUAAUACAAAAUAUGGGGAAGAGACGGCGAUCCAGCAUACUACAAGGCGUAACGGAAUCAAUACGUGUUCCCGAGUUGCCUGGCGGAGCUAUCAAUGACGCUGCUGUAUUAGAUGAUGAAGUCGGAGAAAUAUCUGGCGAAUUUGGGGAUAAUAUUUCUAUGACCAGCAGAGCAAGUAGACGAGUAUCUAUCGCUCCGGAACCAUCAGUCGAAUUUAUUCAAACAGACUUACCUCCAGAGGAUAAACCUCAUACACCAAUAGGAGAUUACUUUAAAAUUUUGAAAAUAAAUCACAUGCGAGCUCUUGUUUGGAAAAACUUUCUUUGGAUGUGGAGAAAUAUUCCAGUAAUGUUGUUCAUCAUUGGUCUUCCAGUAGGUCAAGCCAUACUAUUCUGUCUUUCGAUCGGACAUGAACCCUUUGGACUCAAAAUAUCGGUAGUUAAUAAUGAGAUCAACUUUCCAGAAGAACAAUGCAGACAAGUAUUUGGAUGUAACAGCACAAAACUAAGUUGUAAUUACUUGGAUUUUGUUGCUCAGAAUUACUCUGUGAAUUUUGAAUAUCAAGAAACCGAAGAAGAAGCAAGGAAGAUGGUGCAAAAAGGAAACUCAUGGGCCGUUAUCGUAAUCGCUCAUAAUUUUUCUGAUGCUAUGAGGUCCAGAGUUGAGUGGGGAAGAGAUACACCUCCGGAGGAUAUUCUUAGUUCGACUAUUAAUGUCUACCAAGAUAAAUCCAAUGAAAACAUAGCAACUUAUCUUUCAAGGGACUUGUUAUUCGGAUUCGUGGAUUUUCUCAGUUCCUACUUAGUUUCCUGUGAAAUAGAUCCAAAAAUCGCUGGACUACCAAUACGGUGGGAACAGCCAAUAUAUGGAUUUGAAGAACCAGAUUUCACAAACUUUGCUGCACCAGGUGUAACAUUGACCAUUAUAUUUUUCAUGGCAGUAGCUCUGACUUCUGGAGCAAUGAUUAUGGAAAGGAAUGAAGGAAUUCUGGAGCGUUCAUUAGUGAAUGGAAUAAGUGGCCCUGAGCUUCUCUCUUCUCAAAUUAUCACCCAAUUUGUGGUUAUUCUUGGGCAAACAGUAAUGGUGCUCUUGGUGGCAUUUGUCUUCUUUGGUUUAACACAAAAUGGAAGUUGGUGGGUGCUCUUUAUACUUACCCUACUAGCUGGAGUCUGUGGAAUGUGCUUUGGAUUUGUAGUUUCUUGUGUAUGUGAUAACGAAAGAUCGGCAACGUACAUGGCUUUGGGUAGUUUCCUUCCAAUUGUGAUGCUCUGCGGUAUAAUCUGGCCAAUAGAAGCAAUGAACAAAUAUUUGAAAAUAAUAUCUUUCGUCCUUCCAUUGACCCAAGCUACAGAAAGCUUGAGAUGCGUUCUUGCUAGAGGAUGGGGACUAGCAAAUCCUGUUGUCUACAAUGGUUUCAUAUCUCUUACUCUUUGGAUUUUGAUUUUCUUAACAAUUAGUAUACUAGUACUCAAAUUUAAGAAAGGUUAGGGUGUCAUGAACUGUGAUUUCUAGAUUAUAAUAAAUAUUGUUUCUUAGUGUUUGUAGGUAAUUUAAUUCCAGAAUAAAAAUGUUAUUACUUUGAUGUA